Molecule: messenger RNA, 276 nt
Organism: Encephalitozoon cuniculi GB-M1
Lineage: Eukaryota; Fungi; Microsporidia; Unikaryonidae
Exons: 1
Coding region: 1-276 (91 amino acids)
Source: RefSeq, marked provisional
AUGAAAAGCGACUACGACGAAGAUGAGGGACAAGUUUUCACGGCGAGACUAAAGACCUUGAAGAAUGUUGCAAUAGACUUGACGAAGGAAAUAGAGGCACAGAACAUCAAGCUGCGGCAGCUGGAACCUUCUUUCCAAUCUUCGUUGAAUAGAAUACUUACUACAAUCCAAAGUAUAAGAAGGUCAGAUCCAAAAAGAUUCAGAUCGUGGCUGUAUUUCAUUCUUGGAGGAGCGGGCCUUUCCUUUUUGUUCUUUGUGCUGUUUAUUGCUAGUUGA